AUGCAGAACUCUAAACUCCAGAUAUCGUUAUCGAACGCUUCGAAAAUAUACUUUCCAGGGCAAGUUGUACGCGGUGAAGUGGAACUAUACUUAAAUGAACCGCUGAGCUUCUCAGUCAUUAUAACAUCUAUUUCUGGAAUUGCCACCAUUAAAACAAAUGGUACAGAUGGUAGCCCUCAACGGAAUAAACGAGUUCGAGUAUACUUUGAAAAGGUUUUCCAGUUCUGCAGCCUCUCUAAUGGAGUAAACAAUAAAAAUCCACUUUGGAAUGAAGGAUCACAUAAAUAUAAUUUUACAUACAAGCUUCCAAAAGGCAUCCCAUCCUCAUUUGAAUCUCCUGAUGGCCAUGUGAGGUACAAAAUUUGUGCCUUUGUUGAUGCUGCCGAGACACAGAACCAAAACUUGACAGAUAUGAGAUUCUUUUGUGUCAACAGUGUUUUAAAUUUAAAUGGAAUCAACAAAAUAUCGAGCCCAAAAACUGUUUUCAAACAUGACGAACUGUCUUGUUUAUGUAUACGUUUUCGAACUGUUUCUGUGGUUCUUAGUCUAAUGAAAAGAGGCUUUGUGCCUGGAGAAAAUAUUGUAAUAAAUGCAGUUAUUUAUAAUGGAACUAGCAGUGUAAUUCCACGUGUUGAAGCUAAACUGGUACAGAGAGUGAAAUACAAUUUCAAGAAUUAUUCAAGUGAACUGAAGGGCACAGUAGCAGAAAUUGUUAGAGGGCCAGUUAUGCCCUCUGAAUCCCAAAUAUGGCGAAAUGAGAAACUUCUUAUUCCACCAGUUGUAACUUCUCAGUUGCUGAGUGGGAACCUCAUUAAUGUUGAUUACAAGAUGUGUAUUUUGAUGUAUGUUGAUUUCUACAUCAGCAGCCUCAGUACUCUUGUGUGUCUGGUAGAUCCAGGUUGUGGUAGGGAGGGUGGCAUCCAGGCUGCCAUCUUAGUGCCUGGUGGGGGAAGCAUAGGGAAAGAAGCAGGCCCUGGCACAGUUGCUUUGCUGCUGCCGAUGGCCACUCUCAUGGCUGCAGGAACAGACCGUGAGGGUUGGCUCACCGUGAGCUUAAUUCUGGUGGGGCAGCUGCCGUAG
Molecule: messenger RNA, 1080 nt
Organism: Schistocerca piceifrons (Central American locust)
Lineage: Eukaryota; Metazoa; Arthropoda; Insecta; Orthoptera; Acrididae
Product: arrestin domain-containing protein 1-like
Exons: 6
Coding region: 1-1080 (359 amino acids)
Biological process (GO): protein transport
Cellular component (GO): cytoplasm
Source: RefSeq, a predicted model, not a curated record